UUUUCAAUCCCAAACUGCUGCUAUUUGAUCCGCCGGGGGUGGCAGGAGGGGGUAUUUUUAGCCGUGCUUAGAGCUGUCUGGGUGGAUAAGGGAGAGCGCGCAGGUUGCCGCGGCCAGGCGGAGCGGGACGGGAUUUGUGUCCCCCCCCCCCUUCUUCUCUUCUCCUCCUCAUCUUUGCCCAUUUGCUGGCUGCGAGCAGGGCUGGCUCCCUCGCCGGCUGCCUCCCUUAGGUCGCCUUUGUGUGUGUGUUUUUUUUCCUUUUUUUUUUUUUCUUUUUUUUUUUCCUUCCCCUUGUAUUCUUCUCUUGUGCAACAGGGGGGCGAGGCUGGCCUCCGCUUCUCCUCCUCGGCAUUUCAGCCCUGCCAACGAGCACCCUAGCCUGGAGUGGGAGCCCAUGAAGUUGCCGUGGGUCUCCAGGGCAUCGCUGCCCUCGGGGGGCUCGGAGACCCCCGGGAGCCUCGCUCCGCGUUGAGCCACCCGUGGCUACAUCCCUCCACCGGCCCGGGACGCCCAUGGCAGUGCCGAGAUGUUCAUGUCCCGAGUCCUGGACUUCCAGAAGACGCGUUACGCCAGGUUCAUGAAUCACCGCGUCCCCUCCAACCGCAGGUACCAGCCGACGGAGUACGAGCACGCAGCCAACUGUGCCACCCACGCCUUCUGGAUCCUGCCCAGCAUCCUCGGCAGCUCCAUCCUCUACAUCCUCUCCGACGACCAGUGGGAGACCAUCUCGGCCUGGAUCUAUGGCUUUGGCUUGUCCAGCCUCUUCAUCGUCUCCACCAUCUUCCACACCAUCUCCUGGAAGAAGAGGCACCUCAGGACCGUGGAGCACUGCUUGCACAUGUUCGACAGGAUGGUGAUCUACUUCUUCAUCGCCGCCUCCUACGCUCCCUGGCUGAACCUGCGGGAGCUGGGGCCCUGGGCCUCCCACAUGCGCUGGAUCAUCUGGAUCAUGGCAUCAGUCGGCACCGUCUACGUCUUCUUCUUCCAUGAGCGGUACAAGCUGGUGGAGCUGGUGUGCUACGUUAUCAUGGGCUUCUUCCCCGCCGUGGUCAUCCUCUCCAUGCCCAACAGGGACGGCCUCCCGGAGCUGGUGGCCGGCGGGCUCUCCUACUGCCUGGGCAUGGUCUUCUUCAAAAGCGACGGCCGCAUCCCCUUUGCCCACGCCAUCUGGCACCUCUUCGUGGCCAUCGGGGCCGGCAUCCACUACUAUGCCAUCUGGAGGUACCUCUACCGGCCCAGCACGCUGGAGGCCAAAAGGCCCCGAUAGGUGCCUUAAGGACACUGCUCGCCUCAGCGGGGACAUGGGGACAUGGAAAAGGGGACGGGGAAGGGCUGUGGGCUCGCCCCCACUGUCCCCGUGGGUACAGACAGAAGAGCCUGAAGGUUGAUUUUAAACAGAUUUUUUUUUUUUUAACCUUG
Messenger RNA from Anas platyrhynchos (mallard), 1419 nucleotides. RefSeq names its product monocyte to macrophage differentiation associated 2 (gene MMD2). The record is from RefSeq and is a predicted model, not a curated record. Gene Ontology annotation, cellular component: membrane. Lineage: Eukaryota; Metazoa; Chordata; Aves; Anseriformes; Anatidae. Gene Ontology annotation, molecular function: pore-forming activity.